Messenger RNA from Striga hermonthica, 288 nucleotides. The record is from the annotation of a GenBank genome assembly. Lineage: Eukaryota; Viridiplantae; Streptophyta; Magnoliopsida; Lamiales; Orobanchaceae.
AUGGCUCAGCCGGAGGUAGGGUCCAGCGGCUGGAAGACCACCGCACGUCCCGUGGUGUCCGGUGCGCCCCCGACGGUUCUUGAAAAUCCGGAGGACCGUGUGCCAUCCGCGCCCAGUCGUACUCAUAACUGCAUCAGGUCUCCAAGGAUUGGCUCUGAGGGCUGGGCGAGAGCGGGUCGUCGCGUGCCGGUCGGGGGACGGACUAGGAACGGCUUCCCCGGGGGCCUUCCCCGCGCGGUCAACAGUCGACUCAGAACUGGUACGGACAAAGGGAAUCCGACUGCUUAA